AUGGCUCAGAUAACCAUCCUCGGGGCAGGGAUUAUUGGCAUGGCAACUGCUUCUGUUCUCUCACGAAACCAUAAAGUCACCAUAAUUGCGAGGAACCUCCCCGGUGACGAGCCAACAAUCGCGUGGACCAGCCCAUGGGCUGGAGCCAGUUUCAUCGCUGGAGGGUGUUCUUCGGCUCGCGAAGCCAAAAUGCAACUCGACGCAUUUGCUGAGCUGUGGCGCUGGAGUAUUGCAUACCCAGACUCUAGUAUCAAACAGAUCACCAUUGAGGACUUCCACGAUGACAAAACAGAGGACGAUAUUUGGUGGAAGGAUUACAUGCCGGAGUUCCAUUUCCUUCCUCCCGAAACCUUGCCCCAAGGCGCCAGAAUUGGAACUUCCUACAAGUCUCUUAUUCUCAGACCUGACGUCUUCCUCCCCUGGUUCAGGACGAAGCUUGAAAAAUCAGGAGUACAGUUUAGACGUAUGGAUCUCAAGUCUUUGUCCGACGCUCGUGAACUUGGUCAUGACAUUUUGAUUAAUGCCACUGGAUUUGGCUCGCUCACAUUGCAGGAUGUGCAUGAUCAUGAUCUCGAGACGAUCCGAGGUCAGACCGUCGUUGUGAAGAGCGGCUACGAUAAACUCUUCAUGCAUGAUACCGGCGAAACAUAUACCUAUGCGAUACCUCGACUGGAUGGGACGGUCGUGCUUGGUGGCACAAGGCAAAAGAAUUCAGUAUCUCCUGACGUUGACUGGGACCUGGUGCAGGAUAUUUUCACAAGGAUCAAUCGGCAUUUGCCAGAGCACUUUUCAGCAAAUCCGAUGGAUAGUGAGAUCAUUGGACACAACGUGGGUCUUCGCCCAUCUCGAAAGUCUGGUGUCCGCGUCGAAAAGGCGGUUAGCGAAGGACAAAAGAUAGUUCAUGCAUACGGUGUUGCGGGCGGCGGCUAUAUAUUCAGCUUCGGAAUUGCACGCGCGGUGAGGGAUCUGGUCGAGGAAUUCCUGUUUCCGUUCCCAGAAUCUAAGCUGUGA
Messenger RNA from Aspergillus bombycis, 1011 nucleotides. Its product is annotated as FAD-dependent oxidoreductase. The coding region runs from base 1 to 1011 and encodes 336 amino acids. NCBI's taxonomy places the organism in Eukaryota, Fungi, Ascomycota, Eurotiomycetes, Eurotiales, Aspergillaceae. Gene Ontology annotation, molecular function: FAD binding; D-amino-acid oxidase activity. The record is from RefSeq and is a predicted model, not a curated record. The transcript is spliced from 7 exons.